GAGAGAUAGGGAGAGAGAGAGAGAGAGAGGAGGGCGAAAAGAACUCUUGCCAGAUCAUUGCUCCUCUCCCUCGAGAACCAACUCGAAUGGCAGCGAUCGCCGCUCCUCCGUCGAGCGUUGCCGCCGUCGUCCCAGCAUCCUGCUCCUGGCCCGCCCCUGCCUCCGUCUCCGUCUUGCCGGCCCUCCGCCUGCCCUUCCGCCGCCGCCGCUCCGUCUCCUCCCGCCUCUACUCCUCCAAGUCUUCCUCCGGCGCCGACGAGUCCCUCGAUGGCUCGUCCUCUUGCCCCGGAAUUGGCGGCACGCUCCACCCCGCCGUCCCCCCGCCGACGCGAUCCGGCAGAGGGGUGCCGGUGUUCGUCACGCUCCCCGCUGACGCCGUAACGCCGUCGGGGCGGAUGACGCGGAGGAAGACGAUGGGGGCGUCCUUCAUGGCGCUCGCUACGGCCGGUGUGGAGGGGAUCACGGUGGAGUGCUGGUGGGGGAUCGUCGAGAGGGAGACACCGGGGGUGUACGACUGGGGCGGGUACAUGGAUUUGGUGAUGAUGGCGCGGAGAUGUGGGCUCAAGGUGCGCGCGAUCAUUGCGUUCCAUCAGUGGGGGACGGGCCCUGGAGACCCCUGCUGGAUACCUCUCCCACAAUGGGUGCUUAAAGAAAUGGACAAAGAGCCAGAUUUGGCUUUCUCUGACAGGUUUGGUAGAAGGAAUAAGGAAUAUAUUUCUUUGGGAUGUGAUGUUCUUCCUGUUCUAAGGGGACGAUCUCCAAUCCAGGCUUAUUCAGAUUUUAUGAGGAGUUUCAGGGAUACUUUCAAGGACUUCCUAGGAGUUGUAGUAACGGAAAUUCAAGUUGGAAUGGGUCCUGCAGGCGAACUUACGUAUCCUUUUUGCCCCACUGAGAAGCUGAUACGAGCAAGCACUGCAGCUGAACUUGGAGAAUUUCAGUGUUAUGAUAAGUACAUGCUGGCAUCACUCAGUGCUUGUGCACGAAAUAUUGGCAUGCGUGUGUGGGGAUAUGGUGCCCCUCUUGACGCUAGUGACUUUCUGAAGAACCCUGUGGAAACAGGUUUCUUCAGAAGUGAUGGAUCUUGGAACACACCUUAUGGCCCAUUUUUCCUCGAGUGGUACUCGGGUUUGCUUCUUCAUCAUGGAGAGAGGUUAUGCAUCACGACUGGUGCAAUUUUCUUGGGUACUGGUGUUAAGAUUUCUGCAAAAGUUGGUGGUAUGCACUGGCACUAUGGCACAAACUCACAUCCCACUGAAGCAACCACCACUGGUUACUACAAUACUGUCAUUAGAGAUGGUUAUCUUCCAAUACUCCGCAUGUUCGCUCGGCAUAGAAUGACGCUGUGCUGCACAUGUUUCGAUUUGUUAGAUUCUGAGGAAAAGAAUAAUUCAAGGAGCAGUCCAGAAACAUUUCUUAGACAGCUUCUUUGUGCUGCUAGGAUGUGCAACCUGCCACUUACCGGUGAAAACUCUUUUGCUAGGCUGGAUGAUGCAUCUCUGAAUCAGGUUAUUUAUAACUCCAGGCUUUACUAUGGCGGUGCUUAUGAGACUUCAUUGUCUUUUAACUAUGUCAGAAUGAACAGAAACCUAUUCGACUCUCAUAACUGGAAUCGCUUUACUAGAUUCAUGAGGCGGAUGUCGAAUAACCAAACAUUUCAGGCCAGAUUAGAUUCUAGAGGAAGUGAAUCAUUUCUUUCUUCUAUCUCUGCUCUCUGAGAGGGAUUUUCUUAUAGCACCUAUUCAUUUAAACUGUUCUGAGAAGCGAGCAGCAUCAAAUAUCAAUGGAGCACAGAUAAUUGAACACGCAUGGCGCCUUUUUAUGCCAAAGGAAAAAAAAAUGUGUAUGCUUUCCCACAUAUUCAUCUAUGUAGGUUUUAUGUUUAUAUCACUGCUUCUUUUUAUGGUUUCUGUAUUUUUCUUUUCCUUCAAAACCUGUAUUUUAUCUGAUUCAACUGCUUUGUAAAAAUUUAGAAUAUAGUAUUCUGAUACUCCCGUCAUUCAAAAUUA
This is a messenger RNA of Musa acuminata subsp. malaccensis (wild Malaysian banana), 2006 nucleotides long. Its product is annotated as beta-amylase 3, chloroplastic. The record is from RefSeq and is a predicted model, not a curated record. Gene Ontology annotation, molecular function: beta-amylase activity. Gene Ontology annotation, biological process: polysaccharide catabolic process. Lineage: Eukaryota; Viridiplantae; Streptophyta; Magnoliopsida; Zingiberales; Musaceae.